AUGUGCCAACAGGCAUGCGGCCUCACCGUCUUCUGCUGCUUCAGCCGGGACCGCGACAGGGUGAUCGCGAAGAUCGGGGCACCCGCCGGGAAGCUGCGAGACACGGCCGCCAGGUGCCGCUACAAGCUGCAGCUCAGGAGGCAGUUCAUGGGGGCGUCCGCCGAGUACCGGCACGACUUCCCGGGGAGGCCAGAGAGUGGUUUCCAGGACAAGCGCAUCCUUUCGCACAUUUACCAGACGUAUACGGACGACGACCUGCCAGGUUCAGAUUCCAUCUUCAAGACGGUUGACAAGAUCCAUUUAAUACACCACGUCAUCACGUCAUCGGACAAGGAUUGCGCAGGGUACAACAUCAGGGCUCUCGUGAAGGACGAGACUAUAGAGGCAUACUUCCCUCUGCACGAGAAGAGACUUCUCUCGCAGCUGAUGGACAGGGCGCUGGACUGGUACUUCAUGAAAGAAGAGCUCGCCAACACGAUCCGAGAUUACUUCGGCGACAAAGUUGCAUUCUAUUUCGUCUUCCAGGCGUUCUACUUGAAGUGGUUGUUGCCAAUCGCCGUCCUCGGCAUGGCGCUCCAGAUCUGGGCCAUGGUCCAUGGCGGUCCAAACAACUUCACCACCGCCCCGUUCUGCAUACUCGUCAGCGUCUGGUCCGUCAUGAUGCCGCACUUCUGGCGGCGGCAGGAAGCAAAGUACACGCUUGGGUGGGGCACGAUGGACGACAAGGCUCUGCAUGGCAUGGGGGGGCGCCAGCGAGCGCUUCUAUGGACGGCAGUCAAGCAAAGCAACAAGAACGUUUUUCUUCAGCGGGGUGAGCAGACCAUCAAGUCAGAUCCGACACUUCAAAAGGAGACCAGCUGA
Messenger RNA from Prorocentrum cordatum, 861 nucleotides. NCBI's taxonomy places the organism in Eukaryota, Dinophyceae, Prorocentrales, Prorocentraceae. The record is from the annotation of a GenBank genome assembly.